Messenger RNA from Cajanus cajan (pigeon pea), 2978 nucleotides. RefSeq lists its product as uncharacterized. NCBI's taxonomy places the organism in Eukaryota, Viridiplantae, Streptophyta, Magnoliopsida, Fabales, Fabaceae. Gene Ontology annotation, molecular function: mRNA binding; protein binding. The record is from RefSeq and is a predicted model, not a curated record.
UGAAUCAAUAACAGAUGUAUGAUUGACUUUGAACAAAUUUUUUGAAAAUAUCGUUUUAAUCCGCCGGCGCCGGUAUCUCUAAACAAUGUUGUGGCAAUCAAAAUUCCUCCGGCUCCGCCGCCACCACCGGCUGCUACCAUCCACGAUUUCCUCUCUGCGGCGCUGCCACAGCGAUUCAGCCUCACCUUCUUCUUCUUCUUCUUCUUCUUCUUCACAAAACGACGCCGAAUCGACGGUGACCCACGUCGUGGAACUUCUCCAACAGCCAACGCCUCGGUGGGACUACGAUCAGCUUCGUCCCUUUCUCGUCGACGCCUCACACCAUCUCCUCCAAAUCACUCUCCGCUUAAACUCCAUUCCCAAAGCCCUCGAUUUUCUCAAUUUCCUCAGAGACAAAACAGAGAUCCACCACCCCCAAGCCCUCUCUUACGCAUUCGAGGGCGCUCUUGAACUCGCUUCUCGACACCCCAAUUCGCAGAACGAGCUUCUCAUGCUUCACAGUUACCUAAAGUCCAACGCUUGUGCCAUCUCUCUCACUGCCAAUUCCGCUUACCUUCUUUUGCAGUGCUUAGAGAGGGCCCAAAGGCUGGACGACGCGCUUCUUCUGUUCAAGGAGCUCGACCCUUCUUCCAAAAGUUUUCGAUUUUGCAACGGGUUGCUGAGGGGGUUGUUCAAAUUGGGUCGCACUGAUGAUGCGCUCUACGUGCUCGACGAAAUGCUAGAAAGGUGUUCUGGUUUUCCUCCUGAUGGUUUCACGGGUGAAGUUGUUUUCGAGGAGUUGGCGAAGCGUGUGGGACGCGGAAGAAGCUUUGCGGAUCAGGAAAUUUUGGGGUUGGUUACCAAGCUGUGUGAGCAUGGAGUUUUCCCUGAUGCAUUUAAGCUUACCCAAAUAAUAACCAGGCUAUGUGGGAACCGGAAGAAUGAUGUCGCGUGGGAGCUUUUGCAUGGUGUGAUGAGAUUGGGUGGUGCAGUUGCGGUUGAAGCUGUGUCUUGCAAUGCUCUUUUAGCUGGGUUGGGAAGGGAGAGGGACAUUCAGAGGAUGAAUAAACUGAUGGCGGAGAUGGAAGAGAUGAGGAUAAAGCCCAAUGCUGUGACAUUUGGGAUUCUUGUUAAUCAUUUGUGCAAGGCUAGGAGGAUUGAUGAGGCAUUGGAGGUGUUUGAGAGGUUGAGAGGCAAAGGAGAAGGUAAUCGGGUUGGUGUUGAGCCUGAUGUGAUCUUGUUUAAUUCUUUGAUUGAUGGGCUAUGUAAAGUUGGGAGGGAGGAGCAUGGUUUGAGUUUCUUAGAAGAGAUGAAAACAAAGAGUAAAUGUAGGCCAAAUUUUGUUACAUAUAAUUGCUUGAUUGAUGGGUUCUGCAAAGCUGGUAACAUUGGUAAGGCUCGUGAGCUGUUUAAUCAGAUGAUCGAGGAAGAAGUGCAUCCAAGUGUGGUCACCCUCAAUAUAUUGGUUGAAGGUUUGUGCAAACAUGGGAAGGUCCACAGUGCAGUUGAGUUUUUCAAUGAGAUGAAAGGGAAGGGGUUGAAGGGAAAUGCUGUUACUUAUACUGCGCUGAUAUCUGCCUUCUGUGGUGUCAACAAUAUUGAUAAAGCCAUGCAAUACUUUGACGAGAUGUUGAGUUCUGGAUGCACUCCAAAUGCGGUAGUUUACUAUAGUUUGAUAUCUGGUUUAAGCAUAGCUGGAAGGAUGGAUGAUGCCAGUGCUGUUGUGUCUAAGUUGAAACAGGCUGGGUUUGGUCUUGAUAUAAACUGCUAUAAUGUCCUUAUCAGUGGAUUCUGUAAGAAGAAUAAGCCGGAAAGAAUUUAUGAAAUUCUUAAAGAAAUGGAAGAAAUUGGGGUUAAGCUUGAUAUUGUCACCUAUAACACUUUGGUUUCCUACCUUGGUAAAAUUGGAGAUUUUGCAACUGCCAGCAAGGUGAUGAAAAGGAUGAUUAAAGAGGGUCAUGAGCCCUCUGUUGUCACAUAUGGAGCAAUUGUACAUGCAUAUUGUUUAAAGGAGAAUGUUGAUGAGGCCAUGGAGAUUUUUGAGGAAAUGUGUUCUAGAUCUAAGGUUCCUCCCAACACUGUGAUUUACAACAUCUUAAUAGAUGCUCUUUGCAAGAAUAACGAUGUAGAAAGGGCUGUUUCUUUGAUGAAUGACAUGAAAAUAAAGGGGGUUCCUCCUAAUACAACCACGUAUAAUGCUAUUCUUAAAGGAGUUUGGGAUAAGAAAAUGUUGCAACAAGCAUUUGAACUUAUGGACAGAAUGAUUGAAGACGCAUGCCAUCCUGAUUAUAUAACCAUGGAGAUUCUUACUGAAUGGCUUACUACGGUUGGUGAAAUAGAAAAACUGAGAUGUUUUGUUCAAGGGUAUCCGGUCUCUCAUCCAGCAUCAUCUCAAACUUCAAUUUGUUUAUAAUGUGCUUGAGCAAUGCAAGGGUUUUAUCUGUUAAAGCUCUACAGUAUGAUAUUCCCUUUGAAAUCAUUUAUAAAAAACGACGUGGCUGAUAGGUUUCAUGCCAAGCUUAAAUUUGUUCCCAAGUUUUGAACCUUUGACUUGACACUAGUAAUUUAAUUCAUCGACUUAUUAAAGAUAUGAGGGUUUUUGUAUGGAAGAUGACCUUGGGUGCGUGUAUACACACACGCACACUCAUCAGGCUGAGGUCAAAGGAUGUUUAUCACACUAUCCACCAUCAAGGCAUCAACUUUCAUUGGAAAACAUUCUCCUCCAAUCUUGAAUUUUGAAAAGUAGCUGAAGUUGGAGCAUCCUGCAUUGCAUAUCUAUCCAAAUAUGGUGUAUUCAAAAGGGUGGCUCUGCAGUCAUGGAUCCUAAGGCUGCAAUUUAUUUUUCUUCUUUUUAUUAAUUCUGUAAGGUUUGAAACAGAAAAUUAAGGGUAGAGAUUAAAAUUGUCUCUCUUCAAAUACAAGUAAUCCACAUCCGAUCAAAAGUUGUAAACCAUGCUUUUACCAAUUCAUUGUCUUAUCUAAUAUUUCAAAAUUUAUCA